Messenger RNA from Urocitellus parryii (Arctic ground squirrel), 1908 nucleotides. Its product is annotated as heat shock 70 kDa protein 1. Gene Ontology annotation, molecular function: ATP binding; ATP-dependent protein folding chaperone. Lineage: Eukaryota; Metazoa; Chordata; Mammalia; Rodentia; Sciuridae. The record is from RefSeq and is a predicted model, not a curated record.
GGCGACACGCACCUGGGCGGGGAGGACUUCGACAACCGGCUGGUGAACCACUUCGUGGAGGAGUUCAAGAGGAAACACAAGAAGGACAUCAGCCAGAACAAGCGAGCUGUGAGGCGGCUGCGCACCGCCUGUGAGAGGGCCAAGAGGACCCUGUCGUCCAGCACGCAGGCCAGCCUGGAGAUCGACUCCCUGUUCGAGGGCAUCGACUUCUACACGUCCAUCACCAGGGCGAGGUUCGAGGAGCUGUGCUCCGACCUGUUCCGUGGCACCCUGGAGCCGGUGGAGAAGGCCCUGCGCGACGCCAAGCUGGACAAGGCGCAGAUCCACGACCUGGUGCUGGUGGGCGGCUCCACCCGCAUCCCCAAGGUGCAGAAGCUGCUGCAGGACUUCUUCAACGGCCGCGACCUCAAUAAGAGCAUCAACCCUGAUGAGGCGGUGGCCUAUGGGGCGGCGGUGCAGGCCGCCAUCCUGAUGGGGGACAAGUCAGAGAACGUGCAGGACCUGCUGCUGCUGGACGUGGCGCCCCUGUCGCUGGGGCUGGAGACGGCCGGGGGCGUGAUGACCGCCCUGAUCAAGCGCAACUCCACCAUCCCCACCAAGCAGACGCAGAUCUUCACCACGUACUCGGACAACCAGCCCGGGGUGUUGAUCCAGGUGUACGAGGGCGAGCGGGCCAUGACGCGAGACAACAACCUGCUGGGGCGCUUCGAGCUGAGCGGCAUCCCCCCUGCCCCCAGGGGCGUGCCCCAGAUCGAGGUGACCUUUGACAUCGACGCCAACGGCAUCCUGAACGUCACGGCCACCGACAAGAGCACCGGCAAGGCCAACAAGAUCACCAUCACCAAUGACAAGGGCCGCCUGAGCAAGGAGGAGAUCGAGCGCAUGGUGCAGGAGGCAGAGAAGUACAAGGCSGAGGACGAGGUGCAGCGCGAGAGGGUGUCUGCCAAGAACGCCCUGGAGUCCUAUGCCUUCAACAUGAAGAGCGCUGUGGAGGACGAGGGGCUCAAGGGCAAGAUCAGCGAGGCCGACAAGAAGAAGGUGCUGGACAAGUGCCAAGAGGUCCUUUCCUGGCUGGACGCCAACACCCUGGCCGAGAAGGAUGAAUUUGAGCACAAGAGGAAGGAGCUGGARCAGGUGUGUAACCCCAUCAUCAGUGGACUGUACCAGGGUGCGGGUGGUCCCGGGGCUGGAGGCUUUGGAGCUCAGGCCCCCAAAGGGGGCUCUGGAUCGGGCCCCACCAUCGAGGAGGUGGAUUAGAGGUCUUUCCUUCUUCCCUCCCUCCAUGUUUUUCCUGUCGUUGAGACCCACUGUUGGGACUCCAGGGCUUUGCUGUUUGCCCUCUGUUAUUAUCCAACUUCAGUUUUCUGCUGCUGACUUUUUUCUAAAGUGACUGUUGUAUCUGGAUGGUAACUAUAGCUGAAUGUCAUUAUAUUUUUGUGGUGUAAGCCAUGUGUUCUUUAGGUUUAAUGUAAGUUAGCUCUGUGAGGAUGUCUUUCCUCUUCUCCUUGUUUUCUAACAUAAACAAUCAUACAUCGGAUAAGAGUGUUGAUUUGUGUUUGCAAGAAGACAAAGGCUCAUUUUAUUUUUCAAAUGAUGAAAAAUUGAAAUCGUCAGUAGAACUGCCAGGUUUUGGCUGGCCCUGGAAUUGUUGUCUUUGGGCCUCUUGUCCCCAAGGGGUUUCUGUCUGGCUCCUCCAUUCAGGAGGAAGGUUAAAGACCCUUCCUUCCAUAGGCCAUGUUUGUAGAUGGUUGAGCAUCAAGACUUUACUUUUUCUUGUAUCUUUUAUUGUUUGCAAACUAUAUAUUUUGUUGAACUUGAUGUUUCUCCGCUUUUUAAAUAUAGAGAUGAAUUUAUACUGUCACUUUGUCCAUUUUCUUUUUUAUGUACUCAUACUGAACUCAAACCAAU